AAUAAUAAUAUUUAUACGUAGAAAACGAGGUAGAUGAAAUAUUUAUUGUCUUUCUAUAUUGCCCUGUAUUUUUUCUUUUCUUUUCUUUUUCUUUUGUAAGAUAACAGCUUUAUUUCCUACCUUUUAUGAGAUUUGAGGAGUUUCUCUUUCUUUCCUUCUUCCUCACACACUUGAACUGUAAAUCCUCGAUGGAGUGAAAUUAUAUUAAAUGUGGUGUAAGAGAAAGAGGAGAGAUGUUUAGGAAUAUUUAAGUGUGCAAAAACAUUAGUAAAACAAGUCAAUGGUAAGUGUUGAUGGUACGUGUCGAACCAAAGAAUGUUCUGAAAUUCUCUUUUCCCUUUUUCCUCUUUCCACAAACUAAUAUUAAAAUAAUAAUAAAUAUAAAUUGUAAGAGAACAGCAGAAACCAAUGUGCAAAUAUUCGAGCUAAUCACACGUUUUAUACGAUUUUGUUAUUGUUUUUUUCUUUCUUUUGCUAGCCACAAAAUACAUUUUUAACUAUAUGAACACCAAGAAUAAAUAAGAAUUAAUGUGAUAGCAGAUGAAUUUGGCACUAAAUCAGCGCGAAAUGAGUUUUCUUCACAUGAUGAAGGAACAUGAUUAAAGAAAAAUAAUGAACAGCAAAAUACUGAACAAAAUUAUUCAAUAUUUAGGAAUGAAAUUUAGUGGAUUGUGAAGAGAAGAGUAUAUUUUUUCCUAAAGAAGUAUUGUAUUAAUCGUUGUUUACUCUUGCACGCUGACAACAUAAGAGAGUUUUUCUGGAUGCGAAGACCGAUGAAGAUUAAAACUCGCAAAGUAGUGGCGCGAAGGAGAAUUUGAUGGAGGAGAAGAAGAAAAAAAAAUAGUCAAUGAAAAUUAAUCAAAUUGUUGAUGUAGAAUCAAUUUCACUUAUGCUCUAUAGAGAAAUAGUGGAGACGAAUAGAGGGAGAGUGUUUAAAUGUAACAAAGAGCAGAGCUAAUACCGAUAGUUACUAAGAAAAAGAGGACUUUAUAUAUGAAAGAUUAAUAGUUUAUUUUGUUAUUUAUUAUUUUUUGUUUAUGUACAUCUUUUGAUUGUUAGACAUUGUCGAAGGCUACAUUUAUUAUUUUCUAUAUGUGUAUAAUGUGAAAUUAAUCCGCAGAGACAAGAUAUUGUUAUAUAUUUAAUUAAUUUAAAAGAUCCCAUUAUCAAAAAGCUUCUUGGUGUUUUAUUGCUCGCUUUCGUCGCGCUUUUGUGCGGAGAGGAUUUAAACUGAGCAAAUGCGCUCAGUGAAAGUUUGAGGUUAGGAAAGUGCUGUCAAAACAACAACAAGCAGUGUUUUCUUGGAAAUUUGUGGUGAAAACGAUGCAGGAAACGCCACAGCCAAAGUUCAAAAAGUCCUCCUUGACGCCCAAGACUGUGGGCAGCAAGAAGCGAAUGUGGAAAUCCCUGAAACAACUCCUGACCAGCGAGAGAAAUCUGCAGUGGAAAGACGCUGUGACAUACUCCUCCAUCAACCCACCGCCGUCCUUCAGGCCCGUGAAGAAGUACUCUGACGUCUCCGGACUCAUCGCACUGUACACUGAUCCACAGACGAAGCUCAACUACCACAACGCAGAGGAGUUCACCACCGUGCGGAGUCUGCCGAUGGAUCUCACUUCCGGAUAUCUGGCUCUGCGCGGGGCCACAAGUAUCGUGGGCUAGUGCUUAGUCUUCAUCACUUUAUUCACAAAAAACAUUUGCAACAAUUAGAAAUCAUCAACAUGGACGUGUGCAAAAUCACUUCACAGAAAGCGCUCUCGAGACGAUAAAAUUUGGUAACAUUUUCUCUUGUGUUGUGUGGGCAAAAAGUAUGAAUAAUUUCCCUGUUUUCCUUUCAUGACCUGAAUCAGCUGAAUAAACUUACUCUUAGUGUUACACAA
Messenger RNA from Phlebotomus argentipes, 1880 nucleotides. Its product is annotated as INO80 complex subunit C. NCBI's taxonomy places the organism in Eukaryota, Metazoa, Arthropoda, Insecta, Diptera, Psychodidae. Gene Ontology annotation, biological process: chromatin remodeling. Gene Ontology annotation, cellular component: Ino80 complex. The transcript has 2 exons. Bases 1324 to 1662 code for a protein of 112 amino acids. The record is from RefSeq and is a predicted model, not a curated record.